CUAAUGACGCCGGGACACCUCUAGCGUCAGAAGCUCGACCUCAUAGAUACAAUUCCGAUAUAUUACUCUAGCUCCCGUGCUUCCGCUCUGGUUUCAACCAAGAUCGACGCUCCCCACAUGACAGAUUAAGGGUGUCAUAGAGGAGGACCCCCAAAACACGCACCCCGUCUCUGGCGCCGCUGCAUGGGAGAUUCUCGGCAGGCUAUAGCAUGCACCGUUCCUUGCCUAAAGUAUCAGACGAAGCUUUCCCCUCAAUUUAGGGAGAUCACAGGUGACCUCAAGCCAAUAUCAAUAUCCGCCGUUGAGGGGGAAAGAGGUCCGAAUAACUGAAACGCGCAUCUCUCGGGAUCUGGCACUGGGCAUCGUAAGAAGUAAGCAUAUUAGGCUUUGACGCCAGGGCUCCCAGAGCAGUCAUGAGGCGGAACAGAGUGCCGCACUCUCCGCCUUCGCCCUAUAGGGCCCUGGCCCACCACCCGGCUAAUGGCCAGCCUCCGGAUUCCGCCUCCUUGAUUAGGUCAUUCAACAGCGAGACGAACCCGACCCGGCCGAUACGUCCCUCCCCGCUCACGGCCUCGACCAUACCUGAUAUGCCGCUUGAUCUGCUCGAUCGCAUGAGGUCUUUCCCGCUCUUCAUGUCAGCCCCCGAGGAAUUCCUCGUCGCUAUCGGAAGGCAUUUAAGACCCCAAGUCCACGCAGCGCACGACCACAUCUUGACCGAGGGCGACGAAGCAAGAGCUAUGUACUGGCUGGUUAGAGGCGUCGUUGGCGUAACAUCGCGUGACGGCGAGGCGGUAUAUGCAGAGUUAAAACCAGGCGCCUUUUUUGGGGAGAUAGGCGUUCUUAUGGAUAUGCCACGAACCGCCACCAUCAUCGCGCGCACAAAAUGCCUUCUUCUCGUACUCAAGAAGGAGGACCUUCACUUAGAGUUACCCAAGUUCCCUGACAUGGAGAAGGCGAUCAGAGAGGAGGCGCACGAACGACUAACCAUUCUCAACAAGAAACGCCAGGAGAAUGGACGGAGUGUCAAGGGUGCUAAGGGGUCAGUCACGACUAGAGAUGCCGCUCCUGGUAAAGUGUUUACGGGAGAAGUUGGCGUCAUCAAAGAAGGGGCCGUAAAGAACACCAAGAAGAGGAAAUCGCCGAGUCCGGGCGCUCUCGAAGAUGCGGCAGCAGGAAGUGCGCUGGGAAGCGGCCUCGUAAAUGUGCGGCAGACGCUUAAAGAGCUCCCGUUAUUUUCGACGCUGCCUCCCGACAUCCUCCAUUUUCUCGGAAUGAGCGCGCAGCCCAAGACCUAUUCCCCUUUUACAGACAUCAUCAAGCAAGGAUCAGCCGGAAACGAGAUCUACUUCAUAGUGCGAGGCGAGGCGGAGGUGAUUCACGAGGUCCCCGGAGGGAAGCAAGAGAAGAGGAUAACGAGGUCAUCUUUAAUUAGGCCACGUCUAAGACAGGGGCAGUAUUUCGGGGAGGUUGCUAGCUUGGGCUUGUCGGUGCGACGAACUGCGACUGUUAGAUCCAUCACAGCCGUCGAGUGUCUUAUGAUCAGCGGGGAGGCCUUAGAAGAGCUGUGGAAGCGAUGUCCCCCGGACAUCAGGAAACAGGUUGAGGACACGGCAAAAACUAGGAUCGGACAGAAAGACGAAGACGUCGAGAUGAAAGAUGCGGAGCCUACGACUAAUCACGUCGCAUCACCAUCUACACCUACAGGAGCAGGACCCACGCCGAAAGUCACCUUCACAACACCUUCCAAACCGGCAUCACCAGUCAAGGACGAAGCAGAUCAGAUGGAACCAAAAGAUCCGGAUCCGUAUCUAAGUGUCGACAUGGAAAACUUGAGAAAUCGCAGACGUGGAUCUCUUGCUCCACCAACACCACAACCUCCUGAAUCUUCAGGCACACCUAUGACUAAUGGUUUGCGCUUGCGCGUGAUCGAUACAUCCACUACAGCCAGAUUCCCAGUCGUAUCGGUGUCUCCAGACUCGGAAGUGCCGGCGAAGAAGGCUAAGAUCUUACCCAACCGGCCACAUCCGAGCCAGGAACCUCUCCUCCCCGACGACAUUCUAGUAACAAUUUUCCAAUUCCUCGACCUCGCCGAACUCAUUCGUAUGCGACAGCUCUCUUCUCACAUGCGCAAGCUCCUCGCCGAGUCACCGAAGCUAUGUACUGACGUGGAUCUAACACCUUACAACCGCUUCAUAACAGACGAAGCCCUCAUCAACGUCAUUGCGCCGUUCCUCGGACCGCGGCCGGUCUCGAUCGAUAUCAGCAACUGUUUCCACAUUACCGACGAAGGCUUCUCGGCGCUGUGGAAGAUGUGCGGCAAAAACAUCAAGAUCUGGCGAAUGAAGUCUGUCUGGGACGUCUCGGCCAACCAGAUCCUGGACAUGAGCGACAACGCCAAAGGGUUGGAAGAAGUCGACUGGAGCAACUGUCGCAAGGUAGGCGAUAACCUCCUAGCUCGAGUCGUCGGCUGGGUCGUGCCCGAACAUCCCCCGCCGAACGCGAAGCAGAUGAUUAUAUCGAACUCCGCCGCACGUCUCCGAGCCCAGCAACAACAGCACCAGCACCAGCAAGGCCAGCAACAAGGCCAACAGAGUCAACAGGGUCAACAAGGACAACACCAACAACAACAAUCACCGCAAAAACCCCCACCUCAAACCAUCAUCCUUCCACCCCCAGGCACCGUAAUCGGCUGCCCCAAACUCAAGCGCCUAAACCUAUCCUACUGCAAACACAUAACCGACCGGUCCAUGGCGCACAUGGCCGCGCACGCGUCCUCACGCCUAGAAUCGCUCUCCCUAACGCGCUGCACAUCCAUAACCGACGCAGGCUUCCAAUCCUGGGCGCCCUUCCGCUUCACUAACCUCUCGCGUCUCUGCCUAGCAGACUGCACGUACCUCUCGGACAACGCGAUCGUAGCGCUCGUGCACGCGGCCAAAUCCCUCACGCACCUCGACCUCUCAUUCUGCUGCGCGCUUUCGGAUACCGCGACGGAGGUCGUCGCGUUGGGCCUGCCCCGCUUAAAGGAGCUGAAGAUGGCGUUUUGCGGCAGCGCGGUCAGCGAUAAUAGUCUUGCGUGCGUCGCGCUGCAUCUUAAUGAUCUGGAGAGGCUUAGCGUGCGCGGGUGCGUCCGGGUCACGGCGGCGGGUAUCGAGAGCGUGCUUGAGGGAUGCGCGGGGCUGCGGUGGGCGGAUGUUAGUCAGUGUCGGAAUUUGGAGGGUUGGGUUAGGGCGGGUGGGGUUGCGAGGUGGGGGUUUGAUGAACGGGGUGGAGGAGGGGGGAGUAGUGGUGGUGGGGGGAGCGGGAGUAGUGUGAGUGCGGAUAGUCCUGUCGAGGUCGAGAGCUCGAGUCCGACGAGGAUGGAGGCGCUGUCGCCGGGAAGGACAAGUGUGCUUUCGCCGAGGAGUAAUAGUUCGAGGAGCGUGGAUCGGCAUGGGAGACCGGCGGUUGCGUUUGUGGUUGAGAAGGGGGCGGGGGGACUGCGGUGAAGGGUUGGUGUGGUGUGGUGUGGUGGUGUGCAAACCUUGAUAUCGAAGUUGAUAUAUCGAGGAUAGAAGUAGUCAACAGGGGAGGCAUAGAGGAGGCUCGGUCUGCGCAUUUACUACGACAUAGAAGACGACGACCUGAUGAUAUUCGCGAUAUUUCGCGCGCAUACAUACGUACAUACACACGGACAGACAGACGGACGGACGGACGGACGGAAGGCCUUCUGAUCAAAGUCGGGUUUCGACGUUUCUGUGAUAUACCCAUCGUCAACGUUCACGCAUAAGUUGGUUGCAUGGAGUUUUGUGCGUUAGUCAAAACUUCGAUUUAGUUACUAUCAUAUCCUAUCAUAUCACCGGCAGUAGCUUAGGUGAUGCUUAUGGAUGAAUACGAUUGCGUAUUUUUGUGUUGAUGUGUCUUGGUGACUUUGGGUGAAAUUCGGGGGUUGAGUACGGUGUGGUGAUAAUUGGUGGUAGGUGAUUGAACUGGACUACUAUUCUGAUUACAUGUCGAUACAUCCUCUGGAAGCUAUCGUAAAAUAGGUACUCAGGUUAUUUGGAUGAGGAUUUUGGUACGUUGAGGCUGCGUUCAGAGGGGCAGCAACUCAUUGAGUAACGUUGUCUUACAAUAUUGCUAAUACUACUUGAUAUACCUAGUAGAAUUAUACAAGUCAAAUCUUAGGUAGUUGAUCUACAACAUAGGCUAUCCAGGC
This is a messenger RNA of Annulohypoxylon truncatum, 4192 nucleotides long. Its product is annotated as RNI-like protein. Lineage: Eukaryota; Fungi; Ascomycota; Sordariomycetes; Xylariales; Hypoxylaceae. The record is from RefSeq and is a predicted model, not a curated record. Bases 414 to 3485 code for a protein of 1023 amino acids. The transcript has a single exon. Gene Ontology annotation, molecular function: protein binding; protein-containing complex binding.